Molecule: messenger RNA, 5147 nt
Organism: Labeo rohita (rohu)
Lineage: Eukaryota; Metazoa; Chordata; Actinopteri; Cypriniformes; Cyprinidae
Gene: abhd8a
Product: abhydrolase domain containing 8a
Exons: 5
Coding region: 434-1825 (463 amino acids)
Molecular function (GO): catalytic activity
Source: RefSeq, a predicted model, not a curated record
CCUGUCAGUCAAACAGAACACGAACCAAGACAUGGUUUCCGACUACAGGAGAAAACAAGGGCACUGGGCUGGAUAAUUACCCAGCCGUGAGGAUGCUGAGAGGCGCAGCCCUCCUCUGCCUUUCACCGCGACUCAACUCUGGAUGCCAUCGGAUCGCUUUUAUUAAGAUGCAUCAUUUGAUCUCUCUGCACCUGAAUGCGCGUGCUUUAAUUUGAUUUCAAAUGGCGUAAAUCUAGAUUAGAAUGAGGAUGCUAAACAACUCUCAUCUGCUCUGCAGAAUCCGAUUAAGUGACAUUAACGGGUUGUAUUGACAGAUUAGUGGUAUUAUAAGUGCUCGAUCAAAUAUAAACGCUCGAUCAAAUAUUGGUGCAUCAUUUAACGCGUUUGCAAAUCAGAUUCGUCUCGCAGGCAUCGAGCCAGGUAAACCAGCACCAUGUUGACCAGCAUCACCGAGAGCAUCUUCUGCUGCCUGAUGGGAAAGACGACCAGCGUCGUGUUGCCAGUUGAAUCAUCCGACGGCAAGCCGGCUGACGGCUUCGAGUUUGUGGAGGUGAAGCCGGGUCGUGUCCUGCGUGUGCGCCACAUUCUCCCCGAACGACCUGCUACGACAGAAUCUCAACCAGAAGCGGGCAGCAGCGUCCACUGUAAGCGCAAGAUCACGGUGUACCGCAACGGCCAGCUGGUGAUCGAGAACCUGGGUGACGUUCUUCACUCCGAAAUCCUACAGUGCCAGAACGGAGACGUGGAACAGUGCAGUACAGUGGAGGUGGAGUUGUCCGAUUACACCACCGCGCCCUCGUCCCCCGAUCCCAAACCCGCUCCGCCUCUUCCCACCUCAGACCAGCAGAAACCGGCUCCUCCUCCCAGACGCCGGCGACGGAAACCCAAGCGCACCGUGCUGAUCGAUACGGAGCGCUGCAUCAGCAGCUGUAAAGGGACGCAUUUGGACGUGGCGCUGUUCUUCAUCCACGGCGUGGGCGGUUCGCUGGAUAUCUGGGGGAGUCAGCUGGAUUUCUUUUCGCGGUUGGGUUAUGAGGUCAUCGCACCAGAUUUGGCGGGACACGGCGCCAGCACUGCCCCUCAGAUAGCGGCCGCGUACACCUUCUACGCCCUCGCCGAGGACCUGCGUGCUAUAUUUAAGAGAUACGCGAGAAAACGGAACAUCCUCAUCGGUCACUCAUAUGGGGUGUCGUUCUGUACAUUCCUGGCACACGAAUAUCCGGAGCAGGUGCAUAAGGUUGUGAUGAUCAAUGGAGGCGGCCCCACGGCGCUGGAGCCCAGCCUGUGCUCCAUCUUCCAGCUGCCCUCCUGCGUCCUGCACUGUCUGUCUCCGUGCCUGGCCUGGAGCUUCCUCAAAGCUGGUUUUGCCAGGCAGGGGGCUAAAGAGAAGCAGCUUCUGAAAGAGGGAAACGCUUUUAACGUGUCGCCAUUCGUUCUGCGAGCAAUGAUGAGCGGUCAGUACUGGCCGGAGGGGGAUGAAGUUUACCACGCCGAGCUGACUGUACCUAUACUGCUGGUGCACGGCAUGUACGACAAGUUUGUGCCGAUCGAUGAGGAUCAGCGGAUGGCAGAGAUCCUCUUGUUUGCGUUCUUGAAAGUGAUCGAGGAAGGCAGUCACAUGGUGAUGAUGGAGUGUCCCGAGACGGUCAACACGCUCCUGCACGAGUUCUUCCUCUGGGAACCUGACAGUUCCAAAAAGGACACGGUUACCACGGUAACAGCCGGCCAGACCACAGCCGAUGAUGCCACGCCCGUCCAGACGCUCGUCGUCGCCAACGGCGGCAGCACAGGGACACCCAAGGUCAACAAGCCCCUUAACAAGUAACCUGAUGAUUGACGUUUUCGGGGUAAACCAAUCAGAAGGCUGUUGAUGGCAGGCUGUCAAACCGUCACCUUGGCUGAGAGCUGGAUUUUGGUCAGAGGGCCCAAGCUGGUGUCAAGACGGGGAUGAGAAAGAUUCACAGGUUCGAAGAGACUCUCUAGCGAUGAGGGAAAAGCAGCAGCUGGUUUGAAACCAACAAUGGUGGUUUAUGACAUCACAACGCCUUUGUUUCUCUCCGCUACCUUUGGACAUUAUCUUUCCUUCUUGUGCUGUCUAAAGAUAAAGGACUGGACGUCUGUCCAGAGGAUGGAGGUCCGGAUGGGACUGAACUACGAGAAAGAGGAGAAGUCGCUGAGGUUGCUUUUAAAAAAGUGUGAUUCAACCCAAGAGAGUGUCUAAAGUCAACAUGAAAUGCAUUUACUUUCAUAAUAUGACAAAUUGGGCACCACAAGUACAAGAAGUACAAGUACAAUUUACUUUUAAAUAAUGAGCACUAAUAAAUUGUGCACAACAUGGUUGUUUUCAUGUUGACUUUAAAGGACGUUUGUAUAAAAUCUGUGUUCACGUCACACUAGUACUAACACAUUUUAACGUCUUCCCUCAUAAAUCAAAUCCACCGCUUGGAGUUCAAAAGCGAUUGAAAACAGAUGUACUGUAUGAAAUAAUCCCAUCUUAAAAAGAUAAGGUACUGUAAGCGAACACACACCAUCUACACGUUUUACUUGAAACAAAUCGUCUGAAAACAAAACAACAGAUGAAGGAUAAGGAAAAACAUCGACCGCCACAUUGAGAAAUUUCAUGCACUUGUUCGUCUCCUAGCAACUAGAAAGUCGGGCAUUAGAGCAAAUGCACGACAAGAGAGAGAAAGAGAGAGAAAUAAUGAUGCUGCCGACCACACGGUGCUGAGGAAAAACAGGAUAUAAGCUACAUUUAUACAGAGCGGAUUGCAUUUAAAUCUGAAUUUAUUAUUGAAAUGAUAUUAUGAAUAUCUAGUCAUCAGGUUGAUCCAAUCAUGUGCAAUUAUGCUCUACUGUAUGAGGACAGUCUGUCUGUCUAUGCAAAGAAUAACGGGUGGCUUCUGCACGCAUGCGGCCGGUUACCAUGACAACAGGUAGUCAAAGGCAAAAUGGAUCAAGGAGGCGGUCUGGACCGUCUAACACGCCAUCACUGGAGAUAAUAACACACAAAAACAUCAUGAGAUCUCUGCAGGCUCCUCACGUUUAUGCAAUGAAACCGGUCAAUUAUCAUGUUUCAGAGCAGAUCAAUUGGAGAAACUGUUUUCUAACUAAUAAUUAAUAACUUGACAAGAAAGGCUGCUUUCAUGUACAUUACCGUUCAAAAGAGUCAGUAAGGUUUUAUUUUUAAAGAAAAAAUAAAUACUUUUAUUCAGCGAGGAUGCAUUAAAUUGAUCAAAAGUGACAGUAAAGACAUUUAUAAUGUUACAAAAUAUUCUAAAUAUUCAAACGCUGCUCUUUAAAACUUUCGAUUCAAAGAAUCUUGAAAAAUAAAAUGUAUCAGUUUCCACAAAGCAUAAACAUUAAGCUGUAACUAUUUUCAACAUUGAUAAUAAUCAGCAAAUCAGCAUAUUAGCAUGAUUUCUGAAGGAUCAUGUGACACCGAAGACUGGAGUAAUGAUGCUGAAAAUUCAGCUUUGCAUCACAGAAAUAAAUUACAUUUUGCAGUAUAUAACAAUAGAAAACAGUUAUUUUGAAUUAUAAUAUUAUUUCAUAAAUUUACAGUUUUUACUGCAUUUCUGAUCAAAUAAAUGCAGCCUUAGUGACUUUUAAAAAACAUUAAACUGUAAAUUCCCAUUUCAACAACAAUAAAAUACACAAACUUAAUUCUCACAAUUCAGCUACUAAUAACAACUAAACACACGUCAUUCAGGAAAGAAAAUUUACGCUUCUUUUGGAUGCUCCGAGAAGAAAUGUAGACCUUUAUUUAUUUUACACACUUGCUGUGUGACUGAUAGAAGAAUUUAAGAUAUCUAAAGUCAAAAUUGUGGACUGAAUUGCAGAUGAAUGAGUUUGUCUACAUCUGAAAGCCAGUGUUUAAUAUCAAUCCCAGUGUAACCAGAGAGAACGUCGUCUUAUUACAAACUAAAUUAGACUACUUAAGCCCUGUGGGCGGCAUCUGUGGCCUGCUGUCAUUUAGCACAAAUAAUGUCAUCCCUCAUUUUGUAAAAACAAGCCUAAAAAUGCAUUUUUAGUGAUGCACUUACUGUAUAAUCCAAGUCUGUGGAGUGUCACUGGAUUUUACAUGAUCAGAAAAACAGAAAAGCCACACUAUUAACAUGUGUGAUGUUUAAUUCGUGACUGUAUGUACAAAAGUGUAUAUUUUAGCGUUUAUCCCAGUGCAGACUUGUGUUACUGUACAUGCAUUGUUCCUUGUUUUUGCAAAAACUAUACGAUAAACAAUUCCACAGAUGUUGCUCAUUCAGCUUAAGCUGCAUCAAACCCAAUAUAUUUAUUUAAACGUUACUUGCAUUUACAACAUCAUUGUAAUGCAGUGCAGACUGACUUGCGCACGAUAUGAAUUUUAUUGCAGCCACUCCUGUGAAUUAGAAAACAAAAACCACUGUGUUUUUGACAAUAACUGUACUGCCUAAACCUUUUUAUUUUUUAGUAUUUGAUUAGUGUGAAUGAGCAGUAUAUGUUUCCCUUUUGGAUUUUUGUCAUAUCUGGCUUUAUCGAAAGGUUGGAUUGCUUCUGUGACAUUUGAUUGGAGGAAAGGAUCGAUGACAUUUUUUUAAGAGGAUUUGUAGCUGUGGUUUUAACAUCAUAGGGAAAAUAUACAGUAUCCCAAAGAUUUCAUGUUUGCUGAGCAUCUCUAUGUAGGAUUGGCCAAAAAAAAAAAUUCCGCAGAGACUCUGUAAGGCCAGUAUGUAACCACCUAGCAACCAUGCAAAACACUCUAGCAACUAUGUAGCAACAUUUGAAAAACUUAGAACUCUCAGAGCAAUCGCAUAGCAACGCCCCUGACAACCACUUAUGUUGAGUUUACAAUGUAUCAGUUGCGUAACAUUCUAGGUGUUUCUGAAAACAAAAAGGACGGAUUUGACAUUUUAAAUUCCUUGUUUCUAAUUCACAGAUGGGAGCAAUAACGCCUUUCUAUGCUCACGGUUGUUCUGGCUUUUUCUCUGAACGCCUGGGAGUGUGCUUUCUGGAGAGACGAGAAACAAUAAAAUGAAAUACAAUAAACUGGCCAAUACUGUUAAAAAAAAAAACUGCCAAAGGGAGUGAAAAUGAGACAAAUGGACUAAUAUUUUCGGAGCGUGUGAGUGAAGUGGGUUUGGGGGAGAUUAAUGUUAUCUAUAGACACUGAA